AUGAUUAUUGCAAAGUGUCUUGAAGUAGUUGCUAUUUUCAGCUGGUUAAGUGUGGUUGUCUCGUUGGAGGCAUUGGACCCAGAAGAAGCAUUAUUCAUAAACACUCGAUGCCUGGAGGACUAUGCUGGAAAAAAGGAUUGUUUAAUCAAGUGUAUACUUGAAAAAUUGGGUUUGUACAAUCCGGGGACCAAAAAGUUUGAGGCUGAAUUGAUCACGAAGCAACAGGAAAAGUACCCUGAUUUGGUGCCAAAGGAGGAAGCGGAUGCCUACGCAGAUGCAGUGAACAAAUUGCCGACAGCGGAGAACACUUGUAAGGCAGUUUAUGGAGUUUUCUCAACGAUACUUAAACAGUACAAAAUAACUUCUCUAAACUUGUUCCAUGAAAAUUUAGAAAAAUCAAAAAAGAUUUACGAUGAACUGGGUGCUGAAAUCAAACAACCAGGCCAAUCAAUUUUCCACUUCUGUGAAAACAAAUUCUAUCCACCUGGUUCCCCCAACCGGAAGGAGAUAUGUGAAAUGCGUCAGUUCAAGGUGUUGGACAACGAAAUCUACAAGAAGCGCGUUCAAUGCGUCUACAAAGGAUUGCGUUACAUCACCAAGGAUGAUAAGUUUGAUCCGUCGGAACUCAAACGGGACUUUAAGUUAGCCGGGAAAGAUACAGGACGAUUGGACAAGGUGUUGGCGAAGUGUAAAUCUUCGGAGCCAAAGGAUCCGUUGCCACUGGCUCGUCAUUACUAUAAAUGUUUGAUGGACUCCGAGGUUGUCGAAGACUACAAGGAAGCCGUGGACUACAGGGAAGUCCGAUCCAUGGAUUAUAGAUACAACAUUCCAAAGGUUCGCAAGUACGACAAAACUGCGGUUGCUGCCCAAGUGAAGAAACUUGAUGCCAUGCAGUGUCCCAAGGCGUAACAUCAAAUGAUGAAUGUAUGGAUAAUUCACUGAUUUAAACAUAGAUUCAUUAUAUUUUCAUGACGAAAAUUUAAUUUGACGUGGCAUUUGUUAACUUUUAUUCAUUGAAUAUCAAUUUUUAGACAAUAAUUUAACUUUUUACACUUACAUUCAUCAGGAUUCAUGUGCAUUUUCAGCUAUUAUUAUUGGCUUUCUAUACAUCAAAAAGGCUGAAAUCUAAGAAGAUUUUACAAAUAACCCACCACGUUCAAUCAAUUUUAAAAGCAGAGCAGCCCAGAUAGCAAAAAAAUAAACAAAUAUUAGAUUUGAUUUCUCACAGUUCUAAAAAUUUCGGUUAUUUUUUUCAAAAUGGAAUAUUAGAUAUGUUUUAAUAAAUCAUAGUACGAAAAAAGCUCUUCUAAACAAAAGGACGUUAGAGACAAAGUGGAAGGAAACUGGAUUGCCUUUUCAGAAAAAAAUAUACACACUGUUUUUAAAAUCACGUAUUUUCGGGCAC
Ochlerotatus camptorhynchus is the source of this 1405-nucleotide messenger RNA. RefSeq names its product long form salivary protein D7L1-like. Lineage: Eukaryota; Metazoa; Arthropoda; Insecta; Diptera; Culicidae. Gene Ontology annotation, molecular function: odorant binding. The record is from RefSeq and is a predicted model, not a curated record. Bases 1 to 909 code for a protein of 302 amino acids. The transcript is spliced from 5 exons.